Molecule: messenger RNA, 2477 nt
Organism: Baudoinia panamericana UAMH 10762
Lineage: Eukaryota; Fungi; Ascomycota; Dothideomycetes; Mycosphaerellales; Teratosphaeriaceae
Exons: 2
Coding region: 252-2066 (604 amino acids)
Molecular function (GO): actin binding
Source: RefSeq, a predicted model, not a curated record
GAUCGUCUAGCAUACAAACAUACGAGUGCGCUCUCCUCACUGUCACCGCUUGCGCCGCUCUCACCAUGUGACACUCGUGCGUGCCUGCCUGAAUAUAUUGCGGCGUUCUUGGCAUGAACGUGUGCCUCAGGCGCGAAGAUGACGAAGCCGCCCCGGCUUGACUUGCUGCGCACAUGCACUUGAGACGAGUUGCAGGCUUCUGUUUCUGUCUACGCAGUACUGCAUUACCCGGAACUGAACAAGCUCGAGCAAUGCCAUCCAUCCUCUCCGACGAUGACAAGCAGACGGUCAAACGCAGUGUUCCCAAGCCAGCCAACAAAAUCCACGCUGUCGCCGUUGCCAAGCUUUACCUCUGCCUCCCAAACCGGAGACAAUGGACGUAUACCGGCCUCCAGGGUGCCGCAGUCCUUGCGAACGACCUCGUGGGCAAUACCUUCUGGAUUAAGCUGGUCGACGUCUCGCCUGCCAACCGGGGCGUGCUGUGGGACCAAGAGAUCUACGAUACCUUCCAAUACAACCAGGACCGCACCUUCUUCCACAGCUUUGAGGGUGAAGGAUGUCUCUUUGGCUUGAGCUUCGUGGAUGAGAAGGAGGCGAAACAGUUUCGCAAGAAGGUCGACGAGCGGGAGAAGAACGCUAGUAAGGCCACGAGGGCGAAGGCUUUUGCGAGCGGGCCGCAACAGACCGGCUAUGGGCAGCAGCAAGUGACGCAGAGUGUGAGUAGUGGAGGGAAGGGUAGAUUUGGAAGCUUCUUCUCCACUCACAGGCAUGGAAGUGUGGGACAGCAGGCACAGCCGGCGCAAAGCAUAAUACCGCCAAGAGGGAUUGAGAUCAACUCACCAUAUGCUGCUCCGGCUGCUGCUACUCCAACCCAAAGUCGGCCCGCUAGCGCUAGCGGAAUUGAUCUGAACGAUCCGGCAGUACAGGCAGUGUUGCAGGAUCUGCUACAGAUGGGCAUCACGGAAGACCAGAUCGAAGAGCACGCCGGCUUCAUCAAAAGCUACCUUGAGCAAAACAAAGCGACAGCGGCAGCGCAAGCAGAGAAGAAGUCAAGAGCGCCUCCGCCGCCUCCACCUGGUCCUGCGGCGUCGAUCGCCGAUCUAAGCCCGCAGCACACCGGUAGCAGUACCAGAGGGCCUCCGCCUGCCCCACCACCCUCGAGACGAACAGCUGGCAGUGCGGCCGUCCCGCAAAGACCGCCCAGCCCAAGCCCGAGUCCUCCACCUCGCGAGCCUUCUCCACCACGACCGCGCUUCAGAGCGCCGCCGCCUAUUGCAGAUGCCGGUAAGUUUGCGCAUGAGGCAUCUCUUCCCGCGCGCAACCGUGCAAGUAGCAAUGCAGGUCCCCCACCUCCACCGCGGCCGCCGAAGACACCCCUGGACGACGAUGGCCCAGCGCAUCAGCCAGCAGGUGGCAGGUUCGGCGUACCGCCACCCUUCGAUGGCAAACGUAUCACAGUUUCGAACCCUCCUCCUCCGCCGGCACGGACUGGUGGCGUGCCUCCUCCACCUCCACCUCGAGACUCAGCACACGCGCCAGCAGCAGGCAUCCCGCCACCUCCGCCACCGCGAGGGACACCAUCCGGAUUUCCAGACUCUACCGGGCCUCCGCCACCUCCACCAUUACCACCCACUAGCGCGCGUGCAGUUCCACCGCCUCCAACAAUGAUGAACGGCGCACCACCACCGCCACCUUUGCCACCAACCGGCGCAGGCGGUCCGCCUCCGCCACCACCUUUACCACCAACUGGCGCAGGUGGUCCGCCUCUGCCAGGCGCUCCAACUUUGCCGAAAGCGCCGGUACCUGGUCGUGAUGGAUUGCUAGCUGACAUCCGUGGCGGAGCGAGGUUAAAGAAGGUAAGUGACGCGGAGAAGAGGGAUAGGAGUGCAGCGAUGGUACCUGGGAGUGAGACUGCCGCUACCCCUGCUGCGCCGUCGGGAGGCGGUGCGGGCGGAAGUGAUGCGGCGGCUGGCGGGGGGUUGGCUGGCGCGCUUGCCAGUGCGCUCGCGGCAAGGAAGAGUAAAGUCAGUCAUUCUGAUGACGAGAAAGACGACGAUGACUGGUAGUGCGAAAGCGCGUCAACAAUGUAGCCUUAAGCAUGCAACUUGCUGCUCGUCAUGUUCCUACUAUCUUUGCAUCGUCUAUACUCAUUUCAUUCCCCCAUUUGUGCAGCACAGACGUGAACAUGCAUUCAGUCGCAUCCUGCAGAUCCGUUCGACGCUCAGCUUCGAGUCGCUCUCGUCCGCGUACGACUGUGCGCUGAAGCAUACCGAUACAGGCGGCUCUACUGUACGAUGCCAAGAUUUUCGGCGGAUGGUCGUCCCGAAGUCACCUCCAUGGCGUGCACGUAUCGAACACCCGCAACGCCAGCGCUAAGAAGGCCAGGUCCUUUACCAGAACGCAGGGCUACCUUAGGCACCGUGAGGUGGAGGCACAAGAUCGCACCAAUGCCGAGCAAUUCCGAUAAAUGCGCCAAG